Molecule: messenger RNA, 2322 nt
Organism: Penicillium angulare
Lineage: Eukaryota; Fungi; Ascomycota; Eurotiomycetes; Eurotiales; Aspergillaceae
Product: ubiquitin-specific protease UBP14
Exons: 6
Coding region: 1-2322 (773 amino acids)
Biological process (GO): protein deubiquitination
Molecular function (GO): cysteine-type deubiquitinase activity; zinc ion binding; protein binding
Source: RefSeq, a predicted model, not a curated record
AUGGCCUGCGUGCAUUCGAGUGCUGCAGACCUCCAACCACCGGGAUCUUCUCAAGCUGUUUACAGAGAAGACUGUACACAAUGCUUUGACUCGAUUGAUCACGAGCUAGGCCUGAAUGUAUGCCUCCAUUGUUUCAAUGGUGGCUGCGCCGGGGAAAAUGACCACGCUCUCCUUCAUUAUCAACGUUUUGGGCAUUCUUUGGCCUUGAACAUUCGCCGAACACCCAAGCAAGUUCAGAGAGAUGAACCCCCGCCAAAAAUCUCGAAACUUGCCAUCGCCGCCGAGACAGAGGAGGAUCGAUACGAUAUUGCGACAUCGGUGGUAUGCUACCCAUGCCAACAAAGCAAUGUGGACGAAACAAGUGGGAACCUGCCUGCUGUCAUCAACGGGAUCAUGACUGCAAUGACUUUUUCUAAAAGGGAAGAGGUCAAAGCCUGGGAGCAAGAGUUCAUCCCUUGUGAACACACAAUAUCUCUUGUUCAACAACAGACCGAAGAUUCCCAAUCCAAAGAUUCUAGUCAAUGUUCCUCUUGCAACUUGAAGGAGAAUUUAUGGAUUUGUUUAGAAUGUGGGAACAUAGGAUGCGGCCGUAGCCAGUUUGGUGGUACCCAAGGGAAUUCUCAUGCUCUUGCCCAUGCUGACGCGUCGUCGCAUCCUGUAGCUGUCAAAUUGGGAUCUAUCACAGCUGAAGGCUCCGCAGAUAUCUAUUGUUAUUCAUGCAAUGAAGAAAGGACGGAUCCUGAACUUGCCAAUCACCUCGCACAUUGGGGUAUCUUUUUGGCUGGGCGCGAGAAGACCGAGAAAAGCUUAAUGGAAAUGCAAGUCGAACACAAUCUUCAAUGGGAGUUUUCUAUGACCACCGAGGACGGCCGUGAGUUAAGUCCAGUAUUCGGGCCUGGAUUCACGGGCCUCGCAAAUCUAGGGAACAGCUGCUACUUGUCUAGUAUCAUGCAAUCCAUCUUCUCUGUGGCGGGAUUUCAAAAUCGGUAUUAUCGUCCCCUUGAAGAGCCACCGUUGUGUCAAGUACCGGCCCAGGAUCUUGAGACCCAAUUGAGAAAACUGGCGGAUGGUUUAUUAUCUGGUCGUUAUUCGCGGCCUGAUUCACGACUAGCAGCCGGCCCAGAUUCGCCAGAGGUUGCACACCAAAAGGGCCUAGCCCCAGCCAUGUUCAAAUAUCUCAUUGGUCAGGGUCACGAGGAGUUCUCUACCAUGAGACAACAGGAUGCAUUCGAAUUCCUCCUCCACCUUUUCAAAACCGUGAGUCUCACAAAGCACCAGAAUGGCGAGGUCAAUCCUGUCCAAGAUUUUCGGUUUGAGGUAGAGCAACGGCUCCAGUGCUUGAGCUGUAAAAAGGUGCGUUACAAGGUAGACGAGCAAGAUAAUAUCUCGCUUGCUGUGCCUGCGCGUCGCAUACCGGGGGAAGAGAACCGAUUUGAGCCUGUCACUUUAUCAGAGUGUCUGGACAUAUUUACUGCUGAAGAGGUCGUUGAGCUCACUUGCCCUGCUUGUAACAGCUCUGAUGGAUUCUCGAAAAGAACUUCCUUCAAGACAUUGCCACGGGAAUUGGCCAUUAAUGCUCGCCGCUUUGAGCUUGUCAACUGGGUCCCAACAAAACUAGACAUCCCAUUGAUUGUCGAUGAUGGGGCAGUAGACCUGGGUCAUUACUUGGCUAGUGAAUGUAGCGCAGAUGAGGAGCUAUUAUCCGAGAUCGACGAGCCAGUCAGCUUCCAGCCUGAUGCCGCCGCCAUGGAACAACUUUCAAGUAUGGGCUUCCCGGCUGUAAGAUGUGAGAAGGCCCUUCACGCAACGGGAAACUCUGACACGGAAGCUGCGAUGAACUGGCUCUUUGCUCACAUGGAAGACCCUGACAUCGACGAGCCACUGGCUCUGGGUAAGUCGACACAGGGGUCUGGGGCUAGUGCGCAUGACGAGGCGAAGAUUGCACAGCUAGGUGAAAUGGGUAUCGAGGUAGCCAGGGCUCAGCGAGCCUUGUCUGCUACCGAUGGCGAUGUCAAUCGAGCUUUAGAUUGGGUUUUCAGCCAUCCCGACGAGGAAGCUCUGCAAGAGGACAGCAAUGAUGAACAAUUAACAGGUGCGCCUCACGGAUGCAGCGACUUGCCAGCCAGGUAUCAUUUACGGUCCAUUGUAUGUCACAAAGGCACAUCGGUCCAUGCAGGGCAUUAUGUGGCUGUUAUUCGCAAGGCAUUGGCAGACAAGACUGAUCCAUCUUGGGUUAUGUUCAAUGAUGAGAAGGUCGUCAAAUUCGAGGAGCUCGAUCAGAUGAAGCAAAGUGCCUACAUGUACUUUUUUACCCGGCUAUAA